CUUAGCGCGUGCAUAUAAAGACGGAUCCCAUAAGUAAACGUUCCUACCCACCCAAACUAGGUCAAUGCCCUUCUUAGAUUUCUUAAUUGUCCCGCCUCCAUCCCUGCGCGCGACAGCUGGUGCCUCCCCCCUGUUUUGGCUUGUAGAUUGAUGCAUACGAUACGAUAGGACGGGAAAAGGAGGAAACUUCCCACAUAGGCCUUAGCAUUAAGCCGCCCAGCUAUAGCGCGACGUCUUAAGAGUGAAGGUGAAGAGUGAGUGCCACCCCUUAUUCAUGAACCACCCCCCGGUUCCACUCUCGCUUCUCUUUCAAGUGCACCCCCGUACAAAACACACAUCCACAGCCACACACACACACACACACACACACACACACACAUUCUCUCUUUCUGUCUUUGCCGCGAGCCGCAGGUGUCGACGAGUUUGAGAGGUUGUUGUGUCGAUCUAUACCUAUUGUUUUGCAUCAUCCGCGAACCAGUCUUGUUCAGAGCGAAAAGGGGGCAGAGGAGAGAAAGAGCCGGUGAAUGUGAAAGUGAAAGUGAGAGGCAGGGGGGCAAAACUCAAAACGACCCCUGUAAAAGCGUUUGUUCUUUCAAGUCAACUUACUACAACCCGACUUUGUGAGCGAAGGACAUUACUUAUACAGCAUCUGAGGAAAGGGGGAAGGUACGGCCAACCUGUCAGGCACCAACCCAACCAGCUGUUGCACCUGCCAGCCGCCUCUGCUGUUUUCACCCGCUGGUUCCUGCCAUUCGAGACUUGCGCGACAAAACAACUGGCAUUUGAUGCAUCAGGUUGAACUGACGUCAAUUUCUCAGCACACGACACACGUUCAAUGUCCGCCCGCAGUAGGGUCUCGUUCUCAACUGCCAGCCAAUAUGGACCCUAAACGAGUCAACGAGUUUCUGCCAGCGUCGUCGGCCGCGGCGAUGACUUCAGAUCGGAUGGAUGCCCCGAUGGAGGACGACUUCGACGUGGCGCAGUACCGCGCCCUUAAGAAGGACAAGCAGGAGGAGCAGAAGCGCCUCGACCAUGAGCACGACCUUCGUCAUCGCCACCUGGAGGAGCAGGUGCACCAGGAGAACAGCCGCCUGUACGCGCAGCUGCAGCAGAGGGUCAACGAGAGCAUCCAGCGGGCCUUCAUAGAUCUCCAGCCAGCAAUCGCCACCACGAUUAACAGUCAGGUCAGCCUGAGGCUGGAGCAGCAGCGCCUGCGUGACGAGCAUGCGGCCAGCAGGAACACAAUCGAGCAGCGUUAUCACAACAAGAUCACGAGUCUCAUGGCCAUGCCCUCGGCUGCUCGAUCCGCAAUUCCAAGGGUCAACGGCAACAGCAGCAGCACGCCGUCGCACCCCCCGCCCAACGACACCCGAAUAGCAAGCACCGGCGGGACUCCUGCAACGCCAGCUUACCCGAGCAAUUCACCCGCACACCAGCACGCAAGCACACCAACUCCAUCACGUGGACCACCGCCUCAGGAACCCUCUCGUCCCGAGCCUGUAGCCCACCAAGUGCAGCAGCAGCAGCAGCGGCAACAACUGCAGCAGCAGCAGCAGCAGCAGCACCAUCAGCACCACCAGCACCAGCAGGAACUGCAACAGCACAGGCAGCAGCAGCAACAGAAGCAACAACAACAGCAGCAGCAGGGCCCGCCUCCUCGCCCCGACGCCCCGCCACAUCAUCACCAACAGCCAGUGGCACCACAGCGAAUCCUCCCAUCUGAGCCCUUGAAUCGACCGCCCGUGGCCGCUUCCCAGCGGAUGCCUCUUCCGGAAUCUAUGCCACAGCAACAGCCCAUGAUUCAGCAACGCAUGCCCCCAGAUGCCGUACACCAGCGGCCGCUACCCCACCACCACGUGCCUUUCGAGUCUCAUCCCCGCGAGCCUCGUCACCAGUUGCCCAGCAUGGCACAACCGCAGCCGCAGCCGCAGCCUCUGGCCAGCGACCCGGGCCCUGAGGCACUCCGUCAGAGCGUUCCGUCGCUUCCGAGCUCCAACUCUGUUCUGACAAGUCGUGGUUCUCAAGAUUCGGUUCUGACCCCACGCCAAGAUGUCAAGAGGAAAGCCGCUGACUCGCCAGCCAUGGAUGCCGCAAAUAGCGCUUUAAAGCGCCCACGCACCAGGGAUCGCCCUUUCGAGCAGGGUCAGGAUGGACCCUCUCCAGUCAAACGGAGUCCUCGUGCCCACCGACCGCCACCUGUGCAACCUGUGGGCAUGGAAAAGCGGGUUCAGCGCACAAUAAGCUUUGCGGAGGUCUACCAAGAUGGCAAGGCCCAGUUCAAACACCAGAUUUUCGAGUACAAGGCCGGCUCAGGGAACUGGUACAUCGUCAAGUGCGAUGAGCACGGCGUCCAUUUCAAGUUUGGCAACCCCGUCCACGGUGCGGCCAAGCACGUACACAGCCCUCAACAUGACAUGCAACCCAAGACGCACGAUCUGGCUAUCGAGAUCUGCGGAUACCUAGUCACCGACUGCAAUGCCGAGCUUGCAAAGCUCAACAAUGACGAGUACCAGCGCGCAGUGGCCCAGGAUGGGUACGAGCCAUAUAACCGGAAUCUGCUCACCAAGGAAGGGAGGCAGCGGACGGACAACCAUAAGAAGCAGCCCAAGACCGAACGAGAGGGUGGCGAGAUUCAUGUCAAUGGCGACGCUGCUGCUCACAGGCAGUACAAGCCCCGGGAGCCGAAACCGGCGACAGGUAUCACCCCGAUUAGGGAUUGUCACUUCUACCAAGGGCUGUGGCAGUCAAAUAAGAAAUGGUACUCUCUCGUCGUCUUGCCAAUACGACCGGACGGUAGCCUUCGAGAGGUUGGCUUGAAGGAGAGGUUCCAGGAGCUCCCGCUCAUGCAGACCGUCCCAAAGUGCUAUCGUGUCGACCGGGUCAGCCUGAUGAUUAAGGGAUGGCAGCCUGCGUACGAGGACGGCGAGGCAAAGGCAAAGAAGCGCGAGUACCCUGUCAUGUUCUUCGACAGGACUCCCUGGUCGCUGGGCUGGCUGCCCGCGCAGAAGCUGCAAGAGCUGGACCUGGACAACCCGCCUCAAGGUGUGGAUGUCAGCGGUCUGAGGAAGGCCCGGGAGUGGUUCGCAGUGAAGAUGAACAACCGGGCCAGUUGGGAAGAGCUGAAGCGACUAGGGCCUGGUGAGCCGCUUUCGGCGACUCCUGAGGGCGAGGCAGACUGGCUUGGCGAGCAAGGGCUGUCCCUCCGAUCUGCAGACAAGCCGGAUGACAAGAGCCCAACCUUCUUCGACAAGCACCACGGAAAGAGCCCCGGCUGCCGCGAUUCGCCCGGCACUGGCGAUGACUCGGACGACGACAGUGAUGAAGUGGAAGAGGACCCCAUGAAGAUGGAUAUCGGACCGAUCCCAGAUCCCAGCGCCAAAGACUCUAACUGGGUCGAAGGCUCGGAUUCAGAGAUGGAUAUCGAUGAUGAACCGCGGCCCAAGAGGGGUAGCCACGAUGCUAAAGACGGACCUAUUGUUGAAGCAAAGACAAAUGGCACCAAGGCGACGGAGGAACCGCCCAAGGAGGAGUCCGAUCGGGAGGCAUCCCAAAAGGACGAGCCCCGUAGCGAGGCUGGUCUGUCCAACAUUCUCUCGGAGCACGAACGGGUGAGGAAGAGUGCCCAGACGGCACAGGCAAAGGCAGCUGCCGCAGUUAGGGAAGCUGCAAGUCGCAGCAGGGCCGCUUCGGAGGUCGCUGACGACGGUCCUCAGCCCUCCGAGCCGGUGGCGCCGAAGCCACCUGCACCAGUACGGGCAGACACCGAUGCAGGCCCGCGACCACCGCAGCGGCCUGCCCUGGCUGAUCACCAGCGCUCGAGGUCAGACGGCACGUUCCCUGAACAGAGUGGGCUUGCGGCACCGGGCAUGGCCAAGGUUGUCGAGGGGAACUUGAACUUACCGCGGACACGUCCUUCAUGCCUGGGGACGGCUAAGCAUUCCAACCUCCAGAACAUCCUCAAUCCGGCUGGCAUGCGAGGUGAUGGACCACCCACUGAGAACGGCCUCGAUAGCUAUAAGCGAUUCGAUGCCCUCAUGGCCCAGAUGAGCAACGACACGACGCCCUUGCGACCUGCCUCAGUGCCGGUGCAGCCGAACGGCCACCACUUCCAACCGCCAGUACAGCCGACGAAACAAGCUGAUGCCGUGCAUCAUUCACCCUCCCUAUCGCACAUAUUAUCGCCCCCAAUGCAGUCGCCGCUGAUGGCCCCGCCUAGGAGUGCAUCCACCACGCCGGUGCCUGAUGGCUCGGGGCGCAGCACGCCGACGAUCAUGGUUCCCAGUAGCGGAGACCGGUGGCAAGCGGUCAGGACUUCUCUCGGCCCGGCACCACCCGGACGGACAGCAUCGUUCACGCCUCACGGCGGCGAUGUUCAGAAGCCGCGGCCUACCACACCUACUGUCACAGCGCGAGCCGAAACACCCGUCUCCGGGGGUGCGGACAGGAAGGAGAUCUUCGACGUGAGCCAGUUCCGCGACUCGGGCCGCGGGGUGCGGUGGUCACGCAGCAGCAGCCCCACGGCAGGAUACCUGCGCCUGGCUACCGACCCGGUGCGGGGUGUCGCGGAGGCGGUAGACGCGGCCGAGGCGGAAGCGGUGCCCGCGGGGAUCGAGCCCGCCAAGGUGUCGCGGAUCGAGCUGGAGACGGACCGGGACCGCCAGUGGGUUCAGCUGGUGCUCAAGGACCGCAGCGAGCAGGCCCUGGCGUUCGAGACGAAUUCGGCUAGCGGCCGGCUCCUCAACGCGAAGAUCCAGGGCCGCCGCUUCGUCAGCUGGGUCAGGAAAUGGAACCCUGAGGCGGAGCUGAGCAGCGGGGAAGGAUCUAGUCGGCGCUCGAGUGUUACAGAUGACCGCCGGUCUACCACGGCUGAGGCUCACUGAGGCGUGAGUCGCCCUCGGUCGCGCAUUUACAAGCUUUAUUCGCCUUUGUUUUUUCUCCUUUUCCUCAUCCCACGGAAGGAAUAGUUAUGUUGAGGUACUUUUGCCUUACGGGUUCUUCAGAUAUGGGACUAGCAAAGGAACUUGAAAAUACGUUUGCUGAUUGCGGAACACAGGGGGGAGGCUAUCUUUAUGGGACUCAUGCAUCUCGCUUUUCUUUGUUGGUUGUGGAGCGAACGAAGCCACACAAAUGUCCCGUUCAUUUACGGCAUACCUGACGGGGGGGACUGUGAAGUUAAUCGAGGACGGGGCUCAACUGAGCCCGCGGGCCAGGUACAUACUAAUUGAGGUGGAUGGGGCUCAGCAUGGCAUGGCAUGGCAUGGCAUGGACACCUGUUUUUGUCCUUUUUUUUGUUGGUUUUUGUUGCUGUCUGUUUUGGGGAAGCAAUUCGAUCGAUACCCAUUGCUGGAUUUGAACUGAGAGGGGGCGUUGCUUUUCCGCCCGAGAAAUAAAAAGCUUGAUGACUAUCUUAUCCUAUUGACUCGAGAUUCCUGGCUGGUUCUGGUGAUCUAUCUUUGGGUGUCGUGUCUGGGAUACGUAGGGUAUUUGAAGAAUAUCUGCCGUGAAUAAGCUACUAGGAUAUGUAUGUAAAUCUGAGAGACCUUGACUUAUUGGGCUCUGUUA
Molecule: messenger RNA, 5562 nt
Organism: Diaporthe batatas
Lineage: Eukaryota; Fungi; Ascomycota; Sordariomycetes; Diaporthales; Diaporthaceae
Exons: 3
Coding region: 786-4880 (1364 amino acids)
Source: RefSeq, a predicted model, not a curated record